This is a messenger RNA of Aureobasidium musti, 957 nucleotides long. The record is from the annotation of a GenBank genome assembly. NCBI's taxonomy places the organism in Eukaryota, Fungi, Ascomycota, Dothideomycetes, Dothideales, Saccotheciaceae.
AUGUCAAACCAACCAGGACGCACCGACUGGGCCGAGGACGACGAGCCCGAUCUCGCCACCGCUCUCCCCCCGCCUCAGCACACAAAGAACAAGGACGGCACCGAGACCAUCGUCACCAUUUUCCUUAACGACGACGGCAAGAAGGUCAAGCGCACACAACGCAUCCGCAAGGUCACCAAGCGCACAUAUGAGAAGGCCGGUGUCGCAGAGCGCCGCGCCUGGCCCAAGAUGGGUCUCGAGGCAGGCCGUCCUGCUGGCCCCCAACCCGAUACCACCACUCUCGGAGAGAACAUCAUUUUCCGCNCCCAGGUCGGCUUCAAGUCUGGCGCCGCCGAGCAACCCACCGCCGAGGAGGACCAGAAGACGCAGCAGCUCAAGCAGAUGAAGAUCAAGUGUCGUAUUUGUUCCGGCGAGCAUUUCACCACAAAGUGUCCCUUCAAGAACACCAUGGCUCCCGAAGGCGAGGCUGGUGCCGGUCUUGCCGACCUCGACGGUGAUGUUGGCGCUGCUACUCUUCAGAACCUGGCUGCAGGCGGCCCUGCGCCAGGCGCUUCUGGCCCCGGUGGCUCCUCCUACGUGCCCCCACAUCUCCGCAAGGGCGGUGCUGCUACUGGCGAGAGAAUGGGCGGCAAGUUUGAGAGAGACGACUUGGCUACUCUGCGUGUCACCAACGUGAGUUCCCGUUCUCCUACUCUACUCUCUAUACAACCAUCUAACACGUUCGAUUAUAGGNUCUCCGAAUUCGCCGAAGAAGACGAGCUCCGCGCACUGUUCGAGCGCUUCGGUCGUGUCACCCGUGUCUUCCUUGCAAAGGACAGAGAAACAGGCAAGGCCAAGGGCUUCGCUUUCGUCAGUUUCGUCGACCGAUCAGACGCCGCCGUUGCAUGCGAGAAGAUGGACGGCUUCGGUUACGGACAUCUUAUCCUGCGUGUCGAGUUCGCCAAGAAGGCCACUUAG